Molecule: messenger RNA, 2334 nt
Organism: Stegodyphus dumicola
Lineage: Eukaryota; Metazoa; Arthropoda; Arachnida; Araneae; Eresidae
Product: zinc finger HIT domain-containing protein 1-like
Biological process (GO): chromatin remodeling
Source: RefSeq, a predicted model, not a curated record
UAAUCUGGCAACAGCAGUUGACGGCUUGUAUUUGAUGGCUGAGGAUAUGUAGUGUAUCGUAGUUGAAUCAACUAUAGUUUUUUUAUUUUACUGCUUCAGAAAUUGCAUUGUAGCAGCGAGAGAAAGAAUUAGAUUAAUCUGCAUUAAUAAAUUGAGAUUUCUGUCAUCAGCUGUUAAAUAACCUUGCUGACAGCUAUCAAACUGGUUCGAUCUAAUCGCCGUCUGGAAGCAGCUAUAAAUUUGUUAUGAAUUUUAUAUAUGCCUUGGAAUUGAUGUACUGAAAAUUUUGAAGAUAAAGAUCUCAGCUUCAUUUAAAUAAACUUUAGUUUGAUAUUAAAGAUCUAAAAUGGCUGAUAAAAGAGAAUCUAGCAGAGUUAAAGAGCAACGUAAAAUUUUAGAUGAAGCAGCAAGACGUCGUCGCCUACGAAAACAAUUAGAGAAUUUGGAGCUGGAUAAUUUUCAUGAUGAUCCUCAUGCUAAUUUGGUUAUGCAUAAAAAAGCACCAAAGUUUGAAGAAACCUUAGAGAAUAAAAAACGUAAAAAGUUGAAAACUGAACCGUACAAGCAAAGGUUUCGAAAGAAUUUCACAGCUUUAUUGGAAGAAGAGUCAUUUAAUUUUACUAAAGAUAAAACUAAUUAUCUUUCUGCAAGAGUACCACCUUCCAGGUAUCCAGAAAGACAUUUCUGCUCAGUCUGUGGCUUUGAUUCGAAUUAUACAUGUGUCCAGUGUGGUAGUCGAUAUUGUUGUGCCAAAUGCUUUGCUACGCAUCAAGAAACACGAUGCUUGAAAUGGACUGCUUAAGUAUUCAUAUUACAACAGGAAUUAUUUGCCCUACAUUCAUUUUAUUAAUUUGUUUUAUGGCAGAAAGCUUAGAUUUCAUUCAGAAAGAUUAGAUUUUAGAAUUUAAGGUAGUUAUUAUAAAUAAAAAAUACAUUAAAGGUGAGGGAUUAUUUGGAUAAGAAAGCGCAUGAGUGCUCUCUUUGUUAAGUAGAAAGGUAUGCUUUCAUGGAGGACUUUUUGAUGGCAACUAGCCUGUAUUUAGUGUUACAUAUAAGAAAAAUCACCAAAACUAGCAGACAGCCAACCUGUUCACCAGGCUUUGAACUUUGUUCAAACUACCAGUUUUCAGCAGUUUUACUGCUUGGUCUCUGGUGAUCUCUGAAGGCUUUGAAACUCCUUCACCAAAGUAUUUUAAGUAUUUAUUCUCCUUUGUCAAUGUACCACACUAGUCGCUGAAUGAUUAAAGCCUCUGCAUGCUGAUAGUUCAACCUGGCUUUGAAACUAAAUGACAAGCUUAUAACAUAUUUGGUUUUCAUGGUUUUUCCCACAUGGAACAUGAUUAUGAGACAGUUGACCUUAGAAAGUCCUUCACAAAGGCAUUCAUCUCUCAGAUAGCCCUCAUGCUUUGCCAUAUUCAAGUAACCCAACUUUGAUCAGAGCAAAACUUUUGCAAGCAAAAUAGGAGAUUCAUUAAUAAUGCAAAAACGUGGUUUGGAAAAUAGUAAUAUAUUUACUAUUCAAAUUCACUGAAAUUUAUUUCAAGCAUUUUGCUUCUUGUUUUUUAAACUGAUGUAAUAUUUGGAUGUAAAAAACCAUUAAGAUGUUACCUCAAAGGUAAUAUUUAAUUUUUUAAGAUUUCACAAGAAUUCAUUAUGUGAAAAGUAGAAUCUAAUUUAAUGAUUAUUGAAGUUUUUAAAAUUAAGAGACUUAUAAUUCUAGGGAAACUUGCUUUAAAAUAUAGACAAUCUGGUUGCAUAUUUACCUAAGAUGGAAUUCAAAUGAUUCUAACUGCAAAGCAUUGGAUGAAUUUAAUUCCUACAAUUGUCUUUAGAUUUAUUUCACGUUUUGUUCUUUUACAUAUAUUAUUGCAUGGUGCAGAUGUAUUUUUAAAAGUUUUUUUUAAAUCAUGUAAGAUAGAAUUUAUUAACACAUGUAAAUUUAAAGCACAUGUCCAUUACAUAAUGAUUUUGAAAAUUAUAUUAUCUAAUAAUGAAGUAUCUAUCAAAGAGUGCAUAAUUUGUUUUGUAGUUAUGAUUAAUGAGGGAAAAGUUUUAAAAUUUAUAAAUCAUUAAAGUAUAUUAUGCUUUUUAAUGAUUAAAAAGUAUUGAUGUUCUGUAUUUCAAAUCUAUUUAAUGUGUUUGAUUUAAAAUAAAUUCAGGAUAUUUAUAAUUGUGUUUUAAUGAGAGCGAGUAAAAAUUAAAUAAUUAAAAGCAGAGCAUGUGAAUGACACAUUUUAAACGAGGAUUUAAUUGGGUUGUGGAAAAGUGCACAAAGUCUCUCUGCCUAAAGGAAAGGGUUGUCUUUGCGAAAAGAAUUUUUAAGGGAAGAGUAAA